Coffea arabica (coffee) is the source of this 586-nucleotide messenger RNA. RefSeq names its product expansin-like B1. The record is from RefSeq and is a predicted model, not a curated record. Lineage: Eukaryota; Viridiplantae; Streptophyta; Magnoliopsida; Gentianales; Rubiaceae.
CAUCUGCAACUUGCUCCUAAAAUGGCACCCCUGAGAUGGCUCUUGAUCUCUGUUGCAUGUUUCCUUUUCAUGCACAGUCUUGGAAAGUCUGAGACCUGUCCUGAUUGUUUUAUCCAUUCUCGGGCAGGUUAUUACCCAAAUUCUGACCAAAAAGGAACAGAAGUUGGGGAAUGUGGCUUUGGUAAGUUUGGAGCAACACUCAAUGGCGGUGAUGUUUCGGCUGCAUCAGAACUAUAUCGAGGGGGUGUAGGGUGUGGUGCUUGCUAUCAGGUAAGGUGCACUUACAGUUAUUAUUGCCUGGAUAAAGGAGUAACUGUAGUCAUAACUGACCACGGAAUCAGUGAUCGAACUGACUUCAUUCUCAGCCAGCGAGCCUUCAGUCAGAUGGCACAGAGCACGGAUUCAGCAGCCUCUCUACUGGCACGUGGAAUAGUUGACAUUGAAUAUAGAAGGUUAGAGUUACAUAUGAACAAAAAAGACUACAAGAUAUGCUUCAUGGUCAUCAAGAAAGCCUCUAGAUUCAACUAAUAACAGAUGAUUUAGAAGUUAGUGUUGCGGAAGCCCUACCAAAGUUAAGGUAUAACGA